Molecule: messenger RNA, 2997 nt
Organism: Aspergillus steynii IBT 23096
Lineage: Eukaryota; Fungi; Ascomycota; Eurotiomycetes; Eurotiales; Aspergillaceae
Product: putative SNARE-dependent exocytosis protein (Sro7)
Exons: 7
Coding region: 1-2997 (998 amino acids)
Biological process (GO): regulation of protein secretion; regulation of exocytosis; establishment of cell polarity
Cellular component (GO): cytoplasm; plasma membrane
Molecular function (GO): syntaxin binding; myosin II binding; GTPase activator activity
Source: RefSeq, a predicted model, not a curated record
AUGGCACACUUUCUACGAGGGAAACAAGCCGGCAUUCAGAAGGACUUCUCCGAUGGCCUGUCGCCGGAUUUGUUCGCUCUGGACGAUUUCGCCCGGUAUGGCGUGAACUCUCAGAUCAGCGCUAUCGCAUACGAUCCCGUCCAGUCCCUUCUUGCCGUCGGAACCAGCGAUACACAGUUUGGAAGCGGGCAGAUCUAUGUUUUCGGCCAGCGUCGGGUGUCGGUCACUUUUUCGCUCCCUCGCAAGGCGUCUGCCAAGUUCCUCCAGUUUUGCGCCAAUAAACUGAUAAGCGUGGAUUCGAAGAGCGAGAUCUCCGUUUUCUCCCUGGAGACCCGACAAACAAUCUUCUCAUAUGCUCCCCCGAACCACGUCAGCGCGGUGUUGACCGAUCCUAGCCUCGACUACGCAUUCAUUGGUUUACAGAAUGGUGACAUUAUCGCUUAUGACCUCGACCGCGAGUCCUUGACCCCAUUCAAAGUUCCCAACCUCUGGGCCUCACGCAACCCAAGGGCGCGGUUUUGCCCCGUUCUGACCUUGUCCUUCUCGCCGCGCGAUAUUGGAAAGAUACUGGUGGGAUAUCCCGAAGGUGCCGUGACGUUUUCUUUCAAGCAGAACGUCGCCCAGAAAUACUUUGAAUACGAGGUUCCCCAGGGUGCCUUCGGUGGAAACGGCGAGGUCCCGGCGCACGAACCGCGCAGACCUAGAUUGACCCAGGCUCUCUGGCAUCCUAAUGGAAUCUUCAUCUUGACUGUUCACGAUGAUAACAGUCUUGUCUUCUGGGAUUCGAAGGAUGGUCGUAGAAUCAUGGCCCGGUCGAUUCAGGAUGCGAAUAUUGAUCAGCCGGGCGCCGGUCCAGAGCGGCCACUUUCAUCUGGUGGUGCCGUUGGUCUCAAGGACCCCAUUUCCCAUGUCGCCUGGUGUGUCAAAGAGAAUGGCGACGAUAGUGGCCUUUUGAUAGCCGGUGGUCGCCCGAAAGCCGAGGCCAACAAGGGACUUACGUUUUUGGAUCUGGGACCGACCCCCAAUUAUCAGACAUCGUCGUGGGCCAUUCUUUCUCGAUAUUUUGAGACCCCAAGGCAGAUUCUGAACCUCCCGACUCCCCCGGGUGCAGAGGUUGUCGACUUUUGCCUCAUCCCCCGUGCCUCGCCUUACUACGCCGGUUGCCAUGAUCCUAUCGCCUUGAUCUCCCUCCUCUCCUCGGGAGAACUGAUCACCAUGAGUUUCCCAAGCGGCCACCCAAUCACCCCGACGAAUAUGGUCCAUCCUUCACUUUCAUUUGUUCAUCCGUUCGUGACCAAAAUGGUUCUGACGCCAGUAGACCGUUCAGCCUGGUUGGGUCUAAAGGAGAGGAGAUCACAAGGACCGAAGUUCCUUCUAGGUGGCGCAGAAGCACAUAAGACUCUCAAGCGAUUUGAACAUCGCAAUGUAAUUACAACGGCUCAUGCUGACGGAACUAUUCGUCUGUGGGACGUGGGCCACGACGACGAGAUUGAAAAUGGCGACGUCAUCCAGGUGGAUCUGGCUCGUGCUGUUGGCCGAGUCGCCGGGAUUGAGGUCACUGAGAUGUCUCUAGGUGGCUCAACCGGCGAGUUAUCGGUUGGUCUCCGAACCGGCGAGGUUGUCGUGUUCAGAUGGGGCAACAAUCGAAACUUCGGCAACGAGGGACCCUCCGGUGCCAACGAAGGGGCAGGGAAAUUGACCAACAUCACUCACCGGGCCGAUCCGGGGCUGAAACAGGGAAUCCUCCCUCUAACGCUGUUGAACAUGCAGCAGGGCCCAGUCACCGCUUUGAAACACAGCCAGGUCGGCUUCGUUGCAGCGGGAUUCGAAGGUGGCAGCUUGGCCAUCAUCGAUUUACGUGGACCAGCAGUGAUUCAUACUGCGCACCUAUCGGAACUCACAAAACCCAACAAACGCAGCAGUUUCCUUAAGUCCCGUUCGUCCGAGGAAGCACCCCCAGAAUGGCCUACAAGCAUUGAAUUCGGUGUAAUGACAUUGGAAGGCGAGGACUAUUCAAGCAUUUGCUGCUUUGUGGGCACUAAUCGAGGGAAUCUCGCUACCUUCAAAAUCCUCCCGGCCAGCAAUGGAGCUUACAUGGCUUCCUUUGCUGGGUCGGUACCAUUAGAUGAUAAGGUCAUCAAGAUCAACCCCAUCGACGCAGAAAGUGGCGAUCUCGUCUUGGCUACCCCGAGUCUGGUUUCUAGCCUCAGAGAUGGAAAUAGAGUCAACGGCGUAGUCCUCGCCGUGACUGUUUCUGGAUGCCGGAUUUUCAAACCUGCCACAUCCAAGGGCGCUCAUAAGUCCUGGGACGACUUUUUAUGUGAUUCUGCUGCCGUGGUCAAGAUUGAAGGCCGAGGCCAUAGCUUGGUUGGACUUUUUGGUGACGGCAAUGCGCGCGCUUUCUCUAUUCCAGGACUCAAGGAGAUUGGGUGCAGCGCCAUCAAUAACAUGGUGGAUAUGAGACGGCUCUCGGAAUCCACUGUUUGCUCCAAUGGCACUGCGCUGGUUUGGACGGGCCCGUCUGAGAUAGGGCUGUUUAGCGUGUGGGGAUCUGGAAUUACGCUGAAACGUUCGGAGGAUCAGCUUUUCAAUAUCCAGGCUGUUAUCCCCCCGCGACCUACCAUCACUAAUAUCCAGUGGAUAUCUGGUACCCAGUAUAUUUCACCAGCGGAUAUGGAUAUCCUGAUCGGAGGUCCCGAUCGUCCUCCCUCCAAACGAAUGCAGGAGCAGAUGCGGCUCGAUGACCAGGAACGGCGAAGAGCGGCCAGGGAAGGAAGGUCUCCCGGCAACCAGCCUUCGCAAGGCAGCGAUGAAGGUUAUAUUUCCUACAUGCAGCGCCAAGUGCAGGAGCGCACCGAAAGACUUAACAUAGCCGGAGACCAAAUGGAGCGUUUAGAGGAAAGCAGUAGUGGCUGGGCCCGGGAUGUCAACAAGUUCGUUUCGAACCAGAAGAAAAAGGCCGUUCUCGGUGCGCUGGGGUCUAAAUUUGGGUUCUAG